AACAUAGCAACAACAACGGAUGGACUCAAAACAAAAUCCGCAAAUCAAAACAUUCCCAACCACAAACACAAAAAAACAUUAAUUUAAACACUAACAAAUUAAAUCAAAACAAUCAAAUCAUUCUUAUCCGCCAUUUUCAUUUCCAUUCCACACCCUAAACUAUCACCGCCUCCAUUCCUUCCUCCGCCGCCGCCGCGCUGCUCCUCCUCCCCCGCCGCCGCCGCCGCCGCUUUCUCGUCUUCCAAUGGAGGAGCGGCCGCCUCCCUCCAAGUUCCACACCCUCCAUCUCCCCUCCCCGUCCAGCCGCGAAACCUACGUCGUCCAGUAUCCCCGCGACCAGAUCCACCGCGUUCCGCCGCCGGAGCACGCCCGCAUCAUCGAGGAACACUUCCGAAUCUCCUCCGAUCCGUCCCGCCACGCCCGCCGGAGAAACGUAAUCCUGAUCGCCGGCGGCGUCCUAAUCCUGGGCAUCCUCUUCGCCGUCAUCAUGUCCAUCCUCCGCGCCACGGCCUACAACCCGGAGGCGCCGGAAUUCUCGGUCGCCGGCAUCCAGGCGAAGAAUCUGGACGUGAACGCGACGCGCGGCCGUCGCCCGCCGCCGUCGCCGGUUUUCACGGUGGCGCUGCGGGCCCGAAGCCCGAACCCGAGAAUGCACGCCGCGUACGCCGGCGGGCGCGAAGCGACCCUCAGUUUUAACGAGUACAGAAUCGGGAGAGGGAAGAUGCCGCCGGAAAAGGGCGCCGACGUGAAUUUCGGAGUGACGAUGACGGGGAACCCGCCGGUGGCGAUCAAGAAAUUGCUGACGGGGGCGGCGGCGAAGGCGAUGGUGCUGACGGCGGAGGUGCCGGUGGAGAUGACCAGCUGGGCUCGGAAUCAGAAAUGGGAUCUGAAAUUGAGCUGCCAGUUUACGGUGAAGGGUUCGUUGACGAGCAAGACGAUCAAGAUUGCGUCGCAAGACUGCCAAACGGAGUCGUAGCAGAAGGAGACUUAACGGAAAAAAAAAAAAAAAAAAAAAAAAUUUGAAGUUUUGAAGAAAUGGUAGAAACAUAAAUAAAAUUGAGAUUUAUUUAA
This is a messenger RNA of Andrographis paniculata, 1071 nucleotides long. Its product is annotated as NDR1/HIN1-like protein 13. Lineage: Eukaryota; Viridiplantae; Streptophyta; Magnoliopsida; Lamiales; Acanthaceae. The transcript has a single exon. Bases 245 to 976 code for a protein of 243 amino acids. The record is from RefSeq and is a predicted model, not a curated record.